Messenger RNA from Lolium perenne, 2295 nucleotides. RefSeq names its product wall-associated receptor kinase 3. Lineage: Eukaryota; Viridiplantae; Streptophyta; Magnoliopsida; Poales; Poaceae. Gene Ontology annotation, biological process: protein phosphorylation; cell surface receptor signaling pathway. The record is from RefSeq and is a predicted model, not a curated record. Gene Ontology annotation, molecular function: calcium ion binding; ATP binding; protein serine/threonine kinase activity. Gene Ontology annotation, cellular component: plasma membrane.
CCCCGUUCACAGCAAUUAUGAAGCUGGGUUGUUCUCGGCCUCUUCUUUCUGGCCAUAUUUUUCUUUGCCUUACGGCGAUUUGGGUGCUGGCCACUGCCAAUGUAUCGGCCGGCCAGCGUCUCGGCUGCCCAACCAAGUGCGGCGACGUGGACAUCCCGUUCCCGUUCGGCAUCGGCGAUGACUGCUCGUUUCACCCCGGCUUUACCCUCAGCUGCAAUACCACCGGGGGCGUCGCCAUGAAGCCCUUUAAGUGGAAUCUCGAGUUGACCAAGAUCUCCGUGGCUGAGGGCAUGGCCUGGGUGAAGGCCCCCACGAUCUCCUCGCAGUGCUAUGUCCCAUCCACAGGCACCAUGGAGAUCAAUAAUGGUUGGCUGGACCUCACCGGCUCGCCUUUCUGGAUAUCUGAAGUGAAUAACACAAUUAUCGUCGUCGGGUGCAAUACUCUUGCUUAUAUGAUGAGUUCCUCUUAUGUAAUAGGUUGCUUUGCGACGUGCGCCAACAACGUCACCCUCGAGAAUGGCUUAUGUUCUGGUGCCGGCUGCUGCGAGGCCGAUGUCCCGAAAGACAUUACUCGGUAUUAUAGUGGCUAUUUCAACCAAAACUACAACACCACCGAAAUAUGGCAAGAUAGUCCUUGCAGCUACGUGGUAGUAAUGGAAAAAGAUAAAUUCAGUUUCAACACCAGCUAUGUCAAUUCGACGGUGUUUAUUGAUACAUACAAGGGUGGAGUUCCAGUGGUCCUGAACUGGAGAGCACAGCCGUUGACUUGCGAGGUAGCUAAGAAGAACACGAGCUCCUACGCAUGUGUCAGCGGUUAUAGCGAAUGCGUUGAUACCACCCGCGGCAAGGAGACAGGUUACCGCUGCAUUUGCUCCGAUGGGUACCAAGGCAACCCUUACGAAAAGGAUGGAUGCACAGAUAUUGAUGAAUGCAGCGAAAAUGCUAAUCGUUGCGGCCAUAACAUGAUCUGCGAGAACACGCGGGGGAAUUUCAGCUGCUCGUGCAGCCCAGGAUAUUAUAUGACGAAUGGCGCUUGCGUGCCAAUUCAAACGCGUUCCGGUUCCGGUUUCCAGCCCAUGCCCGUUGUUGGUGCAAGUAUUGGGCUUGUUGUCCUUGUGAUAUUUGUAGCAUGUGCAUGCUUGGUCCAAGAGAAAAGGAAGCUACGGAAAAUGAAACAGAGUUACUUUCGGCAGCAUGGAGGUCUGAUAUUAUUUAACGAGAUGAAGUCAAAAGAGGGCAACGCAUUCAAAAUCUUCCACGAGGAAGAAUUGCAGCAGGCGACGGACAACUUUAGUGAAAAACAAGUUCUGGGUCACGGAGGACAUGGAACCGUGUACAAGGGAAUUCUCAAGGGUGACGUGGAAGUAGCUGUCAAGAAAUGCAAGACGAUCGACGAGCAACACAAGAAAGAGUUCGGUAAGGAGAUGGCAAUCCUAUCCCAAAUCAACCACAGAAACAUUGUGAAGCUCCUUGGUUGCUGCCUCGAAGUGGAAGUCCCCAUGCUGGUGUACGAGUUCGUCCCGAAUGGUACGCUCUUCCAUCUCAUCCACGGGAACCAUGGACGGUAUAUCUCCUUGGCUACUCGCUUAGGGAUCGCCAUCGAGUCUGCAGAUGCGCUCACCUACCUUCACUCGUCGGCUUCAACACCGAUCCUACAUGGAGACGUCAAGUCCCCCAACAUCCUCCUCGAUGGCAACCUUAGCGCUAAAGUCUCUGACUUUGGCGCCUCCAUCCUGGCACCAACUGAUGAGUCACAGUUCGUCACACUUGUACAAGGGACAUGUGGUUAUCUCGACCCAGAGUACAUGCAAACAUGCUAUUUGACAGACAAGAGCGACGUGUACAGUUUUGGGGUUGUUCUUGUUGAGCUUCUCACAGGGAGAAUACCGUUCAAUCUUGAUGCCCCAGAGAAAGAAAAGAGUCUAGCAAUGAUGUUUAUGUCUGCAAUGAAGGAGAAUAGGCUGGCUAACAUAUUAGAUGAUCAGGUCAAAGGUGAAGACAACAUGGAGAUCCUUGAAGAGAUCGCAGAGAUAGCAAAGCACUGCCUGGAUAUGUGUGGUGAUAACAGGCCCUCAAUGAAGGAGGUUACAGAGAAGCUUGAUGCACUGAUGAAGGUGAUGCAGCAUCCAUGGGCGCAAGAGAACCCCGAAGAGAUGGAAGGCUUGCUUUCCGAGCCCAUGGCCAGCUCGACAAUCGCCAGUGCUGAAUAUUUCAGCAUUGAGAAGAAAGCUAUGAAUGCUAUGCAAUCUGGUCGUUAAGUAACCAUGUUAUACAUUGUUGUAUUUAUUCUUCUUU